AUGUAUCCUGAUUUGUACAAAAGGCUAAACUUAAAGCCUGAGGAACUGAUAGCCUAUGAUUCACCUUUGGUGAGCUUUGAUGGGAAAUUUGUCAUCCUAAGGGGUCAGAUUAGGUUGCCCGUGCAAGUAGGGUCAAAGGUGGUUGAAGUGGACUUCAUUGUAGUGGAUACAUACUCUCCCUACAUGGCCAUUGUGGCUAGACCUUGGCUUCAUGCCCUAAGGGCCGUCUCUUCUACUCUGUAUUUGAAAGUGAAGUAUCUAUCAGGGGACUGGAUUGAGGAGCUUGUAGGGAGUCAGUCCAUGGUUGGGGCUCAACUACCUCCUCAAGAGAAGGAAGAGCUGGUAGACUUUCUCAAGAGGAACGUUGACGUGUUCGCAUGGAAUGCUUACGAAGCUCCAGGGGUGGAUCCGAGCUCCAUCUAUCAUCAUUUGAAUGUCAAUCCAUCUGUCAUCCCCAGAAAACAACCACAUCGACGCUUAUCUAAGGAUCGUUCUGACGCUGUUAAAGACGAGAUAAUGAAGCUUAAGCAGGCUGGAGCUAUUAAAGAAGUGUUGUACCUUGAAUGGUUGGCCAAUACUGUGGUUGUGAAGAAGAAAAAUGGAAAGUGGCGGGUAUGUGUGGACUUCACAGAUCUGAACAAGGCCUGCCCAAAAGAUCAUUUCUCCAUGCCUCGGAUAGACUAG
Messenger RNA from Quercus robur (English oak), 684 nucleotides. RefSeq lists its product as uncharacterized. The record is from RefSeq and is a predicted model, not a curated record. Bases 1 to 684 code for a protein of 227 amino acids. NCBI's taxonomy places the organism in Eukaryota, Viridiplantae, Streptophyta, Magnoliopsida, Fagales, Fagaceae. The transcript has 2 exons.